Fibroporia radiculosa is the source of this 615-nucleotide messenger RNA. RefSeq lists its product as uncharacterized. The coding region runs from base 1 to 615 and encodes 204 amino acids. NCBI's taxonomy places the organism in Eukaryota, Fungi, Basidiomycota, Agaricomycetes, Polyporales, Fibroporiaceae. The record is from RefSeq and is a predicted model, not a curated record. Gene Ontology annotation, molecular function: iron ion binding; oxidoreductase activity, acting on paired donors, with incorporation or reduction of molecular oxygen; monooxygenase activity. The transcript has 6 exons.
AUGGUCCUGCAUCCCGAUGUUUUCCUCCGGGCCCAAGCAGAAGUAGACCGAGUCACGGGACACUUACGGCUUCCCAACUUCGACGACAGACUGUCGAUGCCCUAUGUCGAAUGUGUGCUGCGAGAAGUAUACCGGUGGGGCUGUCCACUUCCAUUUGGAGUACCCUAUCGGCUCGUAGAGAACGAUGAAUGUAGAGGAUAUCAUCUUCUCGCGGGGUCUACGAUCAUAACCAAUAUCUGGGCAAUGACACGCCGCACAGACGUCUAUCCCGACCCAGAGCGGUUUCUUCCCGAGAGGUUUGAAUUGGCUCACGGACAGACCGCACUGCACGACCCGCGAAAGUACAUAUUCGGCUUUGGCAAACGGUCGCAUCCCGGGUGCGACUUCGCCGACAGCAGCAUUUGGAUUGUGAUGGUGGGCAUCUUGUCCGCUUUGGAUGUGCGCAAGGCGCGCAAUCGGACGGGAGAGGAGAUCUCGCCCGUGCCAGCAUUUAAAUCUGGCAGCGUGAGGCACGCUGCGCCCUUCGAGUGUGAUAUCCGAGCACGGCCUGGAAAGGUCAUGUCGCACCUGCCCGCAGACUCUGUGCAAGACUCCGUAUACUCGCAGUCGCAGUAG